Molecule: messenger RNA, 2068 nt
Organism: Suricata suricatta (meerkat)
Lineage: Eukaryota; Metazoa; Chordata; Mammalia; Carnivora; Herpestidae
Gene: MGRN1
Product: mahogunin ring finger 1
Exons: 11
Coding region: 175-1524 (449 amino acids)
Biological process (GO): protein ubiquitination; negative regulation of G protein-coupled receptor signaling pathway; endosome to lysosome transport
Cellular component (GO): nucleus; early endosome; plasma membrane
Molecular function (GO): ubiquitin protein ligase activity
Source: RefSeq, a predicted model, not a curated record
GGGGGGCGGAGGGCCGUCGUGGCGUCGGGCCCCGGGUCGAGCUGAGGGUUGGGGCUCCGAGGCUGAGGCGCCCGCGGCCGUGGGCUAGUGUCCGUGUGGCCUGGUCCGGGCCAUGUCCGCUUGAGGACGCCGCCUCCGCCCGCGUCCCGGCCCCGGCCCGGCCCGCCGCGCACCAUGGGCUCCAUUCUGAGCCGCCGCAUCGCGGGCGUGGAGGACAUCGACAUCCAGGCGAACUCGGCCUAUCGCUACCCCCCGAAGUCCGGAAACUACUUUGCCUCGCACUUUUUCAUGGGAGGUGAGAAAUUCGACACCCCCCACCCUGAAGGUUACCUCUUUGGAGAAAACAUGGAUCUGAACUUCCUGGGCAACCGCCCGGUCCAGUUUCCUUACGUCACCCCCGCCCCCCACGAGCCAGUGAAGACACUGAGGAGCCUGGUGAACAUCCGGAAAGACUCCCUCCGGCUGGUGAGGUACAAAGACGGUGCCGACAGCCCCUCCGAGGACAGCGAGAAGCCGCGUGUCCUCUACAGCCUGGAGUUCACCUUCGAUGCCGACGCCCGGGUGGCCAUCACCAUCUACUGCCAGGCAGUGGAGGAGUUCCUGAACGGGACGGCGGUGUACAGCCCCAGGAGCCCCAGCCUGCAGUCCGAGACCGUGCACUACAAGAGAGGGGUGAGCCAGCACUUCUCCCUGCCCUCCUUCAAGGUCGACUUCUCCGAGUGGAAGGACGAUGAGUUGAAUUUUGACCUGGACCGGGGCGUGUUUCCAGUGGUCAUCCAGGCCGUGGUGGAUGAAGGAGAUGUUGUGGAGGUGACCGGCCAUGCCCACGUCCUCUUGGCUGCCUUUGAAAAGCACGUGGACGGCAGCUUCUCUGUGAAGCCUUUAAAGCAGAAGCAAAUUGUGGACCGGGUCAGCUACCUGCUGCAGGAGAUCUACGGCAUAGAGAAUAAGAACAACCAGGAGACCAAGCCGGCGGACGAGGAGAACAGCGACAACAGCAACGAGUGUGUGGUGUGCCUGUCGGACCUGCGGGACACGCUGAUCCUGCCCUGCCGGCACCUGUGCCUGUGCAACUCCUGCGCCGACACGCUGCGCUACCAGGCCAGCAACUGCCCCAUCUGCCGGCUGCCUUUCCGGGCCCUCCUGCAGAUCCGGGCGGUGAGGAAGAAGCCAGGAGCCCUGUCCCCAGUGUCCUUCAGCCCUGUUCUGGCCCAGAGCAUGGACCACGAUGAGCAUUCAGUAAGUGCCUUUUUCUUCUGCGUUGGGGGGUGUGCAGGAGAGAGAGGAGGGGUCUGGACGAAGCCCCCGCCCGCUUGCAGAGCUCCACAGGCGUCCAGAGGCCCUCUGCGCUUUGUGUUAGCGGCUGCUCGUUCCCGGUGGGGCCUUGUUGGUCAUGAGACCCUGACAGUGUGGCUGGAAGGAAGCGCGGCGCCAGGCUGUCUACCUCUCUCUGUCUUCUGGCUCUCUGGGCCUCUGUUUGCAUCUACCUGGAGGGCCAGGCAUGGCGCCCACAAGUUGGGGUGAGGCUGUACAGGGUGAUCCAGGCCGGGCUCUGGGGCGUGUUGCUGUUUGCCAAGAGCAAGGCCGUCCGCCGGCAGGUGGCCUUGGGGCGUCUGUCACCAUCGUUCUCCUGAGCCGUGGGCUGUUCUGCGGGUCCUGGGGAAGUGAGGUCUCGUCCAGACGAUGGCUGCAGCACGUCUUCCACGCAUUCCCUGCCCACUGAAGGGGGGUGCCCAGCCUGGGCACACAGGUGGGCGCCUUAGCAGCCAUCCACCUCACUUCCGGGAGAGCGUAAGGUAGACCUUGCUGCUAGCAGAUGAGGGAAGUCGGAGUCAGGCUUGGAGAGAGAGAUGGCUCUCUGGCUCGAGAUAGGCAGUAGACAGAGACAUAGAGACACAGAAAGAUAGGCAGAGACCGAGAAAGGCAUGCAGAGAGAUGGCAGAAUCAGAAUCACAGAGACAUGAGAGAGACACCAAGAGAGCUGAAGAAACACAGCAGUAAGGGUAGAAAGGUAGGUACUGAGAGGGGCAGAGAGGCACAUCAGAGACAGGAGUGGGGCAGGAAGGGG